Messenger RNA from Ilyonectria robusta, 2379 nucleotides. RefSeq names its product fungal-specific transcription factor domain-containing protein. Lineage: Eukaryota; Fungi; Ascomycota; Sordariomycetes; Hypocreales; Nectriaceae. Gene Ontology annotation, biological process: regulation of DNA-templated transcription; DNA-templated transcription. The record is from RefSeq and is a predicted model, not a curated record. Bases 1 to 2379 code for a protein of 792 amino acids. The transcript has 4 exons. Gene Ontology annotation, molecular function: DNA-binding transcription factor activity, RNA polymerase II-specific; DNA binding; zinc ion binding.
AUGUCGGCCGAGAUGCCUGCCGGAGCCUUCACCCCAGGCACGGCCCCGCAGCAACACCCGGCGCUGUAUCCCCAUCCCCAUCCCCAUCCCCAAACCCAGUUCCAACCAUUAGACCCGGCUUCUAUCAAGCUGACCCGCGGGACAAGCUGCGUCCUCUGCCAGCAACGCAAAGUCCGCUGCGACAAGAACAAGCCCUGUGCCAACUGUGUCAAGGCCAAUGUCGAGUGCCGCGUCGUUCCCCCACAGCCGCCUCGCCGUCGCAAGAAACGCCUCCAGGAGAAGGACUUAAUUGACCGUCUCAAGAAGUAUGAGAGUCUCCUGGCUGAGCAUGGCGUCAAGGUCGACGCCAUCGGCCACGACUUGCGACCAGACGAUCCCCCAGUCGACGAUGUCGACGAGCUUGAGAACGACUUUGAUGGUCUCAAGACAUCUCCUGAGGCGAGCACAUCUCCUGCAGCCUCCCAGCCUGAAAAUAUCGGAGGUAAAUGGUUUUCGUUACACAGAGAGUUCCGUGCCAGUGAAAAGAUGCUCCAAGACUCAUCAGACGAGGAGGUUGAGGUCCCUACCAUUCACCGCGCAUUUGACCGGAUGUUUGCAACUGAUGGCUUUCCCUUCAUCAUCGGCGGACAGCCCGGUCCCCUAGCUCAGUACCAUCCUAGCCCUAUCCACAUCUUUCAGCUCUGGCAAAUCUACAUCGACAACAUCAACCCUUUACUCAAGAUAACCCACGUUCCUACUGUUCAAGCACAGAUCAUUGAGGCUAGCUCCAACAUAGAAAAUGCUCCGAAGAGCAUCGAGGCUCUCAUGUUCUCUAUCUACCUCAUGGCCAUCACCUCUCUGGAAGAUGACGAUGUCCAGAGAAUGUUCAAUGAGCCCAAACAGGAACUGUUGGGGAGAUAUCAUACUGCGACUCAGCAAGCCGUCACUAACGCCGGUUUUAUGCGUAAUAAUGACCCCAUCCUGCUGCAGGCUUACCUCCUCUAUCUUUUUGCAGUUCGUUGGUUUGUCGACCCACGACAAGUCUUCUGCCUCAUUGGCAUUGCAGUUCGCGUCGCCCAACGAAUGGGUCUUCAUCAGGAUCCGGGACAGUUUGGACUGCCCCCUUUCGAGGUUGAACAACGCCGCCGUUUGUGGUGGACCCUUGUAGGCUACGACCGCCGCAUAGGAGAGAUGACUGGAUCAACAGUUACUGCUCUCUCCAGUGGCGGUGACUGCAAGAUUCCUCUCAAUGUCAACGACUCAGACCUCCAUAUCGACGGCAAGGAGUUCCCCACCUCUCACACUGGCCCAACUGAGAUGCUCUUCUCUCUGACCCGCAUCGAGCUCGCCAUGGCCGUGGCCAGCGACAGCAACCGCGACAGCCAAAAGAUGAACAACCCCGACAAGAGCCCCGUAGGUACGCCCAAUUCUCGCCCUGCCGCCCCGACAAUCCGGCUUGCCGGCCAAGACGGACCCUCAUAUACCCUUGACGGUUUCUGCGCGCACAUAGAAGGCACCUAUCUUACCCAAUGCGACCCCAAGAUCCCAUUGCAUUUCUUCACACUCACUAUGACCCGCCAAGCCCUCUGCAAGAUGCGCAUCAUCAACUUCCUCGUCCGCAUGCACAACAACGACUCCAUCCCACUGAAGGAAAUCGAACGCGAGAACCUCAGCCUCCAGGCGAUCCAGAUGAUUGAGUACGACAACGUCGUCCAGUCUUCUGAGUCCCUGCGCCCCUUUCGGUGGUAUUCAAUGCACCACUUCCCUUUCCCGGCUUACAUGUUCCUCGUCCAGGAGCUGCGCCAACGUGUCUCAGGUCCUAUGGUUGAGCGCGCAUGGGAAGCCAUCGCUAGGAACCAUAGCCUUCGGAAACUGCUCAAUAACUACCAUAGCCCCAUGCACAUUGCCUUUGGCGGUCACUUCAUCAAGGCGUGGGACGCCCAUGAGGCCGCCCUCAUUAGCGCCGGCAAACCAGUUAACCGCCCGAACUUCCUCGCCGCGUUGCGUGAGCGUGCCGAAACCCGCCGGCGGGCCCGCGCCGAGAACCUCCCGGACCCGGGUCUCUCGCAGCCCAAGGUCGGCGUCCCGCGCUCCUCAGCUGCGAGCGCGCCUGGUUCUAUGAUGACGCCUCCUACCGACCCGUCGAUAGGCAGCAGCCGCGUCAACACAGGCUCUGCCGCUUCUGAUAAUGACUCGGGCGAGAUGGAUUGGUCCUACCUCAUGUCCGGGUACAACGACUCGAACAACUUCCCACCGAUGGGUGGUUUCGGCUCCUUUGGCGGCGUCGGCGGCGGCAUGGGUGGCCCCAUGGGCGGUCCCAUGGGAGGUGGUAUGGGCGGCCCCAUGGGAGGUAUGGGCGGCAUGGGAAGCCCCCCCGGAGGCAAUAUGUUUGGUAAUUGA